AUGUCAGACGACAUGAACCAAGAGCUCGAGCUUAUUCUGACUGAGGCGGUAGCUGCAGACGAGCGAUGGGCCGAGAUGCAGCAGGAGCUGACACAGCUGGAAAUCUCAAGUCAAUUUGACGCAAAACAACCUGCAACAGAUAAAGAUCGAUCGGAUGGGUUCGCUAUUGAGUUGGCCCAGUGUGCCUGGGGAAACGCCACUGUAACCAAUCACCGUCAUGGGAAUCGAGGGGUUCGGGAUGUGAGUGUAAAACGUCGCAAAAUCGGUACCAGCGAUGGAGACUCGGGCAGGAACGGUGAAGGGCGAGUUGGUCGCAAACGUGCCGUCGAUGCUCGGGAUUCGGGAAUGUUUGGAGACGGUACUCUUAGUGAAAUGUACACUCGUAUACUGAUUAUUGGAGAGACGGUCUUCUUAUUGAAACGCAUACUCGGAUUUUAA
Messenger RNA from Haemonchus placei, 438 nucleotides. The record is from the annotation of a GenBank genome assembly. Lineage: Eukaryota; Metazoa; Nematoda; Chromadorea; Rhabditida; Trichostrongylidae.